AUGGUUAUGACGUAUUUGAAGAGGGCCCCAUUGCUGCCAAUGAGUAGCACUGAGGAGUUGAGGGCGAGGGUGCGAGGGCGGCGCGGACGCCCCUCCACUGGGGCCGUGUGCAACUCGCGCAUAGACUACGGUGGCCCGCUGCCCUCGCGCAUCAUUCGACCUCCGCGCACCUCAGUCUCGGCACCAACGCCUUCGACUGUAUACGCGUCCGGGAGCUCGACUCUCGUAGCGACUCGACGAACAGGA
Molecule: messenger RNA, 246 nt
Organism: Brenthis ino (lesser marbled fritillary)
Lineage: Eukaryota; Metazoa; Arthropoda; Insecta; Lepidoptera; Nymphalidae
Source: the annotation of a GenBank genome assembly